AUGAACUUGGUCCCUUAGUUAAAUCUUGAGCUUCAACCAUUUAACAAUCAAUAAGUGCCUCUUUUAUUACAUUCUGAAAAAGAUAACAUAGAAGAAUAGAGGUCCUUCUUUACAGUCUUGUUUUUUUUGGAUAUUUAUUCAUUGAUGAAGGUAUUGGAAUCUAUGUAAUUUAGCACUCUAAAAAAUAAUCUCUUGAGAGUGAUUAAAUCAAAGAUUUAAGGUAUCAGAAGAGAUCUCUCAAAUUACAUGAAUAGUUUUCUAAUCAUCUGUAAAAGGAUGGCAAACUGAUAAAAUAGCUUUUAGUUUUCUUUCUGUGUAAAUAUUCUUAAUCAUAUUAGAUCCCCUUCUUAAAGUUAUUGCAAUUCUAUUACAGCUAACACUAGGAUAGCUUUGCAUGCCUUGGUUAAUAAAAACCGUAAUUGAUUACAUACAGAGCAAGCAUCGAAAUGAAAAUGAGGCAAUCUAUUUAAUUUUGUCUGUUUUAUUUCUCAGAAUUAUAAACAUUUUCACUUAAGCACACUCACGAAGAAUGAUUGUAUAUAGCAAUUAUAUUAAUAAGCUUUGUAUUGGGUAUGAUGCUAUGUCAGUAGUCAGUAUGGAAAUAAUGAGAAAAUGUUUAAAAAUUUCAUUAUUCAGUGCUACAGAAUGGUCGAGUGGAGAAAUAACAAACUUGAUCUAAGUGGAUGCUCAGAAACUCAUCCUGAUUACUAGUUACAUUUCAAGUGUAUUAAUGAUACCAUUAUAACUUGGAAUCAGUUUGUAUUUAAUGUAUAGUAUGAUUGGUCUGUCAUUUUUGAUCGGGUGUACAAUCAUAUUGAUAAUGAUACUUUUUAAUAUCUUUACAGGAAAGUAAAUCAUAAAUUCAUAAAGGACACUAUUGAAGGAUAAAGAUGAAAGAACAAAAAUAGCUAAUGAGAUAUUUUCUUAAAUUAAAUUUAUCAAAAUUAAUGCUUUAGAAGACCACUUUUUAUCGAAAGUUUCAGAAGCAAGAGGAAAGGAAAUUAAUAGCAUCAAAAAUAGACUCUAUUAUUAGGCUGUCAAUAUAUUUUCUGUAUGGCUGACACCCUAAUUAAUUUUGAGUAUGACAUUUGGAUUAUAUGUGUAUUUGGGACAUUAAUUAAAUCCCAGCACAACUUUUGCUAUCAUAAGCCUAUUUUAGAUCUUGCAAUAGCCUUUGCUUCAAUUACCAAUAGCAAUAAACUCCUUGAUAGAGGCCAAACUUUCAUUGAAAAGAAUAUCGAAAUUUCUAAACACAAAGGAUCUGAUGACUAAUUGUAUACAAGCAUAGGAAUUAUGA
Paramecium octaurelia is the source of this 1297-nucleotide messenger RNA. The record is from the annotation of a GenBank genome assembly. NCBI's taxonomy places the organism in Eukaryota, Ciliophora, Oligohymenophorea, Peniculida, Parameciidae.